CAUUCUGGUCAGAAGAAAGAGACAUUUUGAGUUUUAAUGAACACGUUUAUGUUCUUUUAGAAUAACUGACAGAUAUGGAAAAUGAUUAACAGAAGUUUUGCCAGCUUCCGUUAAACUUGGAUAAGUUGACGUUGAACAUGUCUGCAGACGGUCAAAUCAUGGACUCAUCAUCUCGAACGCUGGAAAAACUGGAAAAUGAAAAUAAUAAGAAUGGGUCAGUAAAGCAGGUGCUCUUGGAUGGAUGUGUGCCCUUCUCUCAUCAGGUGGCUGGACAUAAAUGCGGGAUCAAUAACACUGGUGUUCUGCAGCAUCCUGAUGGGACGAUCCUGAAACAGCUACAAGCUCCUCCGAGAGGCCCACGAGAGAUGAACUUCUACACACAGGUAUUUGCUAAGGACUGCACAGAUAAAAGGCUACUGGAUUUGCAACAACAUCUUCCCAAGUUCUAUGGCACAUGGAUGCCACGAGAGUCACCACAUGAGCUGUAUCUGAAACUGGAGGAUGUGACGAGGAGGUUCUUACGGCCCUGCAUCAUGGAUGUGAAGAUCGGGAGGCGAAGUUACGACCCGUUUGCGUCAAAAGAAAAACGCGAAGAGCAGAUUAGCAAGUAUCCUCUGAUGGAAGAGAUCGGGUUCCUGUUAUUGGGCAUGAGGGUGUACCAGAUCAACUCAGACAGUUACAUCACUCAUGACCAGUUCUAUGGACGCAGUCUCGGAAAGGACACUUUAAAAUAUGGCCUGAGCAGAUUCUUCCACAAUGGUCAAGAACUACAGAGGCAUGCAGUUUCUCUGAUUAUCUCCAAAAUCCGAAGCAUUCUCCGCUGGUUUGAGAUCCAGACUGAGCUGCAUUUCUACGCCAGCUCUCUGCUGCUGGUGUAUGAGGGCUCUCCUCACACAAUCAAUAAAUCCAAACACAAGCCAGCUGAUCCAGCAACAGAACAUCAGCAGGGGGAGCCACAGAGCAAGGCUUUGAGCUUUCAGAGCAGUUUAACACACAGUCGUCCAUACUGCCAUGACAUUCAGCAUGAGAGAAACACCAACGGAAAACAUGGAGGAAGUAUAGAAGAGCAAGAUGAGGAAAUUGGAAUGGGGGAUAAGAAGCAGUUUGGACAGGAGGAGACAGUGGAGGUGAAGAUGAUCGAUUUUGCUCAUGUAUUUCCCAGCGACAGUCCGGAUGAGAGCUACAUGUACGGACUCAGGAACCUUCUCUCAACUUUAGAACAAAUACUGAAGGACUGACAUCUGUCCAUCUCUCUCUUCACUGGUCGGAUCUUUCUGACUGUUGUUUUAAAGCCAGUGCAGAUCAUUUCACACACAUACACAAACAUUGCUGGUGCCUUAAUUUUGAAAAUAGGUUUAUUAUAUAUUUAUAGAGAUAUUUUUCUUAAUCUUUUGAGAUAAAAGAGUUCAUUGUAUUUUGAAAACACUCUCAGAACUUAAGACUCUGGAUAAGAAAGGCUUGGCUGUCAACAACUAAAAAUUUACUAAAAAUAUAGGUACUGUAGAACUCAUAUCAUAUCAUGAAAAAUAAUCAUGAUAUGAUAAAGCAGUUCAUCUGUGCUGUCAAAACACUUACAAUGUGACUUACUGAUGUCUCAUAAUGACUCCACUUCUGAUGCAACUAUUGAUGUUUUUAUUCUAAAAAUGCACUUUGAUUCAAAAGUAAAUUAUAGUUAGAUUUAUUUUUAACAUUUAUAUUUACCUUAUC
Messenger RNA from Sinocyclocheilus anshuiensis, 1707 nucleotides. It is a transcript of the gene ipmka, whose product is annotated as inositol polyphosphate multikinase a. Gene Ontology annotation, molecular function: inositol-1,4,5-trisphosphate 3-kinase activity; inositol tetrakisphosphate kinase activity. NCBI's taxonomy places the organism in Eukaryota, Metazoa, Chordata, Actinopteri, Cypriniformes, Cyprinidae. Gene Ontology annotation, biological process: inositol phosphate biosynthetic process. Bases 138 to 1238 code for a protein of 366 amino acids. Gene Ontology annotation, cellular component: nucleus; cytoplasm. The record is from RefSeq and is a predicted model, not a curated record. The transcript has 6 exons.